Messenger RNA from Ctenocephalides felis (cat flea), 723 nucleotides. Its product is annotated as homeobox protein invected-like. The transcript has a single exon. Gene Ontology annotation, biological process: regulation of transcription by RNA polymerase II; neuron differentiation. The record is from RefSeq and is a predicted model, not a curated record. Lineage: Eukaryota; Metazoa; Arthropoda; Insecta; Siphonaptera; Pulicidae. Gene Ontology annotation, molecular function: DNA-binding transcription factor activity, RNA polymerase II-specific; RNA polymerase II cis-regulatory region sequence-specific DNA binding. The coding region runs from base 1 to 723 and encodes 240 amino acids. Gene Ontology annotation, cellular component: nucleus.
AUGGAGGACUCGUUGAGAGUGGCACGGCGCGAUGUCGACAUCGAGGAUAUGGACAACGCCAGCUGCUGCAGCGGUGACACAGUGCUGUCCGUCGGCCAGGAGAGUCCUUCGCCCGCAAUGGCAUACCGCGGCAUUCACAGCCACCUUAGCGCAAUCUCCCAGAUUACGCACGAUUUACGCAAUGGCGCCUCUUUGAUGCUUGCAGCUGCCGGCGGUUGCGGUCGCGGCGACAGAUCGCCUCUUUCGCCACAUACUCCGCAAUCGCCGCUAUCGCUCCAAUCGCCCAGAUCUACCAAUUCACCUCAUUCUCCAGGAUCGUUGCCAUCUCCGCGUGCUACUGAGCCGCUUCCCGAUCCCAAUGAGAACAAUAACCUGAAAUUUAGCAUAGAUAAUAUAUUGAAAGCUGAUUUCGGCAGAAGAAUAACCGAUUCGCUGAAAUCACGAUCGGCAGCAAAAAAUAAAGCGCUUCUGGCUGCGGCGAGAGCGCAUCAUCGGCAGAGCACGGCGGCCGCCGGUUCGGCGUUACCUGCGGGACAGGAUUCCGAUGGUGUGCCCACAAACAGGAGCGAAAAAUCAGGAUCGAUACAAGAUCUUUCCUGUACGACGGAAAGCACGCGGGCUGGCUCUGAUGCCGGCGGACCUAUGGUGUGGCCUGCGUGGGUCUAUUGCACCAGAUACAGCGAUCGGCCUAGCUCAGGUAUUGUUCUCACCAAAUCUCUCUAG